This is a messenger RNA of Osmia lignaria (orchard mason bee), 6105 nucleotides long. RefSeq lists its product as uncharacterized. Gene Ontology annotation, cellular component: membrane. Gene Ontology annotation, biological process: adenylate cyclase-activating G protein-coupled receptor signaling pathway. Gene Ontology annotation, molecular function: G protein-coupled receptor activity. The record is from RefSeq and is a predicted model, not a curated record. Lineage: Eukaryota; Metazoa; Arthropoda; Insecta; Hymenoptera; Megachilidae.
GAACGUUCUUUUCAUGUGAAAAUGAAGUGUAAGGGUGUAACGAUAAGAUGUGUGGAAGGACGAAUGUAUUUUGAAGUGUGAAGAGGAGAUAAGAGGACAUAAGGGUUGAUUCAAAACACAAACCAGUCUUUUUAUUAUAAUUAUAUCCUGCUUAAUUCUUGAACCAGUGUAUGUAUGUAUGUAUGUAUGUAUGUAUGUAUGUAGACUGGAAACGACACCUUUUCGUCUCAAUCCAUAUACAAACAGAAAGAUGAAGCUUCUCUGUUACGUCUGCUGUCUGAGUUUAAUAGGAGGUUCCACGACGAACGAGGUGUCGUGUGGAGAUCGUCUGACGGCACCGAGGGGAGUGAUCCAAAGCCCGAAUUUUCCCGGCUCGUUUCCAGUUCCCAUAAAGUGUCGUUGGGUGAUCGACGUCUCUGAUAUUCCAGCGGCUAACAGCUCCAUUGUUGUAUACUUGACGCAAGUCUACGUCUACAAAGGACUCAGUUUCACCGAAUAUGCUUAUUACGAAUCGGAGAACAUGAACUUUGGAGCCACGUUGAUCAAGGAGAUCACCGAGGGCAACGUGUUCGAAUAUCGUUGGUUCAGAACGUUCAGACCGUUUCUAGUCGUGGAAUUCGAACUUGAUCGGCUCGAGGGUAAUCACGUACGGGUUCUGAACGAUCUGCUCGAUGUGUACGGGUUCAAUGUCACGUAUCAAAUGACCGAGGACGCGCCGAAUUCGAAUUCCUGUUCUGUUCAACGAUGUUCUUACACCGGCGAUUGCCUCGUGUCCGCGGACUACACAAAUUUCUGGUGCAACUGUUUCGACGGCUUCAGCGGAAAGGACUGCAACGAAGGACCUCUCUGUUUCGAGGAUGAUCACAAUGCUAUCUGCCAAAACGGGGGCACUUGCAAGCAAAUUGGAGCAGAAGCGAUGAAUUGCCAUUGCCUCGACGGCUAUGUUGGACGUUAUUGCGAGAUUCGUCUUCUGGACACGAUUGACGGUGAAUGCGGAAUCGAGAAUUGCAUAAUGCAGUGCCCUUACGACGAAGACGAACAAGAACCGUGCACCUGUAAAAACGGUACCAAGAUCUAUAACAAUCGUUCGAGAUACGAGUGCAGAAUCAAAUUAUCUAACGUGACAUCUUUACGGACCGGAUUGAUAACGCAACACGGUAGCUUGGAGUCUUACAUCGGUAAACAGCUUGCAAAAUACUUAAGGAAUUCUAAUAUCUCGUCCAUGGAGGAUUUACAAAUCCUGAGCGUGACACCCACGUCGGAGAUUACCUUCCAUUUCUUCGGGAAUUCGGAAGAUGGAGACAAGAUUCGGGAAUCUCUCAACAAACUGGUGCAACGUCGACGACUUAGCGAGAUCUCCCUCGAGUCGACUCAUUUCACGUUUCAACAAAAGCCAGCUCUGAAAUUGCAGAGUCUCCGUCUGAAUCAAGGAAACGAACACGAGGUUCAUCUCGGGGACCAAAUCAUCUUAUCUUGUAUCGCUCAAGGUAGCUAUGGAAUAAACUUCACCUGGUACAAGGACAACAUGCUGGUGAACAUGCACAAGGCUACCAGAGAAAUCUGGCACAGGCAUCUUCCAAACGAUGGUUCCGACUUUCAUACGUCGCUAUUAACCAUCGAAAAAGCAACCUUGUUGGACGCGGGUCAGUAUACUUGCCAGAUAAUUGAUUGGGGUGUACAACAAUGUAAAACUAUUUAUGUCGAUGUAAGAGAUGAGCCAAACGUGAAGGUAAUGCCAAUGAGCGCUACCAUAGACAAGGGAAACAAUGUACAAUUGACGUGCAUGACUCCUAAUAUGCCCAACAUUGACAUAGGAUUCGGCUGGACCAAGAAUAGAGCCCUCCUUAAACUGGAACCCGGUAGCGAAGUGUGGGAGGAUCUUUAUCCAGCGGGUAGUAUAUUGAAAAUCACAAAUGCACAGAAAUCAGCGAUAUACACGUGCAACGUGGCAGACAAAUCCAUGUCCGUCCGAAUGGAAGUCGUCAAUCGAACGCUAAUACCCAUUUGCUUGAAAGGAAAGUCUUGGGGAUUAGAUUGGCCGGACACGGCUCCUGGUUCCGAAGCAUUGUUAGAAUGUCCACAGCAUUUUAUAGGGAAAAAAGUGUCCAGGCUGUGCUCUAUGAAAGAUGCGACCACACCUGAAUGGCAAAUACCUGAUUUUUCUUCUUGCUUGUACGAGCCACUCACCUCCUAUUACAACAAGUUUAAGAGUCUGACACUGGGUUAUCAGAAUACAACUGGUUCUGAAACGAUCUAUGGAUUCUGGGAAAUCUUACGAUCACGUAGUAUACCACUUUAUCCUGGAGAGGGUGAUCGCAUUCUGAGUAUAUUGGCUGAGGUUGAACGUUACCAGCGUAACAUCGAGCCAUCAGACUUGCCUGCAUCCACGGAUGCGCUUAUACGAAUUAUUAGUCGAAUAUUAAACGACAAAAAUUCAAUCUUAAGUCAACAGAAAGUUUUACUGUUGCUGCAAAUCACGCGGAAAAGCUUGGCUUGCUGGACCAAGUCUGGUACUCAUCCUUACAAGCAUCUAUCUCUUCCUUCACUGGUGGUAGAUGUCCAAGAAUUACAACAACACAGCGGCGAUAGCAUCACGCAUUCUCUUCAGAUCUCUGCAGAUGAUUCCACGUAUCCAAAUUGGUAUGACGAUAAAACGACCAUACGAUUAUGGAAGAAACGACUACGUGGGGUAAAGACCAACGACACCCUUAGCGGAAUCGUGAUCGUUUACAAGAACGUGUCCCAUUUUCUUCCAACUACCUACGUCAAAGAACUUGACGAUGGAACAGAUCUCGAAUUUCGCAUUAACUCUCGUAUCAUCACUGUGGUAGUACCUGCCUUCAGCCUUGAUAAGCAUAACAAGAUAUGGGUUGACCUGCAGAUGAAGCAUGUGCAAAAUCAGUCAAAUUCUUGGAAUGUGUCCUGCGGUCUGAUGGACGACACUGGAACUUGGGAUCUAAACAGUUGUAUCGCUAACACUUUGCCAGGAGACUCCACUACUCAUUGUUUGUGUCCUAAUACCGGCACGUUUGCAAUUUUUCUAACAGCACGUGCAGUGAGAGUAGUGCUUGCUAAAAAGGAGCAAACCACGUUCAUUGUAAUAUUCGGCUGUGGUAGCUGUUUACUACAGUGUCUUCUUUCCUCCUUGAUUCUUGGAUCCUUUUGGUGGAGGCAUCGAAGUUGGUUGAACUUCCUAAAGCUGCAGUGUUGCGGUGCUUUGGUUGGAGCGAUGGCGGUAUUUAUUUACGCUGUACACAACAAUCUGCCAGAGAGUUCGUACGCAAUUGUGGCAAUAUCUUUGGAAGCAUUCCUUUUGAUCGGCAUGUCUGCACCGAUAUCAGAAGCUUUGAUCAUCUUUGCUGGUUUGACGCAAGUUCGAUCCAAUCAUCACUUCCAACCCACCGUUAUUGCAGUAAUUACUGGUGUACCCAUCUUAGCUGUGCUAACUACGGAAUUAACGCACAAGAGUACUGGUUGGAGACACGAAUCGUGGUGGUUGAUCUUUGGUAGCGGAGUCUACAAUAUAUUCGUCACUUGUGCAACGAUGAUGUUUCUUAUAUUCGCAUUAUUAUACUUGGGAAUCCUGCACAAGGCUCAUGCGCUUGUCGAAGAAAAUGUAAUGAAAAAAGAAGCGAUCGAGGCAAGGUUACGAAUGCUUCAUCGAGCGGCUAUUGUCAUCUGUGGUAUAAUCGCAAUGGAAGCCUCCUCCAUCUUCUACAUAAACUCCAGUUCUAUUAUCUUCCAUUAUACAUUUGCUUCUCUUUCUUCAUUUUUGCGACGACAUCUAUUCAUUCAGGGAUUCAUCAUAGUGAUAGUUUAUAUCGUGAACGGUGAAUUGGCGAUCAUCGAUUUGAUCCUGCGGAAAUUGACAUGGAAACGAGAUACCGAGGAAGAAAUAACAUCCGAGCCAAUUAAAGUCUGUUCGAAGAGUGCAGAGGUUGAGAAUGACACGGCACCGCCUCCUUCAACGUUAAGCAUCGGGGAGUCUUAUUUAGAAGCUCGCGGUAUUGCAGCUGGCAGUAUAGAUAUGCGUGAAUUUAUAAACGAGUCCACGUCGUCGUAUUCGAAGCCUUCUGUGUCCGUCGCCGGUAGAUUCUUGCCAGAGAUACGAAUCGAUCGUUCGGACGAUAUAAAUCUUGAAAAUUACAACACCAGUCCACGGAAGUAUCAGGAGACGAUCGCAGCAUUCGACGGUAUGUUCUCUGCGCGAAGUUCCCACUGUGUAAACGAACCACCUUACGGCAGCGGUGAAUGUUGUGGCUUCCGAGAAUACGGCAAGUAUCGGGAGUCGCAGGGACAGAUUUUUAUCGCUCACAAUCCGUCGCCAGAAAACGCGGCAAAAGUUUUAUGCAGCGCCGAUGUUGAGUCCCGUUUAAGCGGCAUGCCGGACGUUACCUUGGCCGUGAAAACUGACAUUGAACUGUUGUCCACGACAGAGCUGAAGAGCAGAGAACACGUGAACGUGAUCCCUGAUAUAGCGAACACAGCUGAACGUAAGCAACCAGACGGAGAGGAGAAUACACCUGAAAUAGUAAUUACAAAUUGCGAGGCUACAACUAGCGGCAUGCUCGAUCGUAUUGCCCAUGAUCUUGAUUACUUGCUGAACCGUACACACUCCACGGAUGGAACUUAGGCAUAAGCUUAGACUGUGCCUGAGCAGUUCGAUGCCCCUUGGGCAGUUAUUUUAUCGCCACGAGCAAUCGCUUGCCGCAGAAAAGUUUAAACAGUGCUGUCCAAGACUGGGCUCCUUUUCAGUCUCCCGUUACUCGCAUCAUCCGUCAAUUUUUUGUAACCUAUACACAUUUAAUCUUUAUUGAACACUAGACAGCACUGGUUUAGAAUGUUUGAUAGUGCAUAUAGGUGACGUGUUUCAUGAGAUAAACAGGAAAUUUAGAUUCGAUCAGGUCAAGAAUGCAUAAUGAAUGACAAAGCUGGUUUCUUAACAUUUUAGUAAUUACACAGCGUCUAAUAACGCACAUUAAAUUCAAAAUAUGUUUAAGGUACAUAUGGCCAAUCGAUUGACAAAUUGUUAAGAAAACUUCUUGCUGUUCAGGUUUCACUUUCAAACCAAUUUCUGUGUAGGAGGGAACAAGAAAUCAUUUGAAAAAUAUUAAAUGGAAACAGUACUGUCUUAUUUGUUUCACAAAGUACUGCUUUACCUACUAUUAGAUGAUGAAGGAAUCAGGUAGCAGGUAAGGAAAUUGUGAAGUUUUAACGAUGAAUUUUAUCAAGUACCUGUUCAAACGAAUAAUCGAACAGCGGUAAUUUUAAAAAAAUAUUAUUAUUAUUAUCAUUAUCGUCAUCAUCAUCCAUCAUCAUCGUCGUCGUCGUCGUUAUUAUUUAUAAUGUUACUCAAUGUUUCAUCACGUAACAAAGACCUAGCAUUGUAAAAGUAUUACAUUAAGCCUGCAGCGUGUUAAGCUAAACAAAUAAGAAAAUUGUACAAUUUAUUUACUUAUUUUACAAAACGUAUACACUCUUUCAUCUUUCUCAUUAAAUAUUCUAAAAAAGUUCAUCCGUGAAGAACUUUUAUAUCGAAAAAACAUUUCACGUUUCUUCUUCAGCUAUAACGUUACAGGAAUAAAUUUUUAUAAAACGUAUCAUUUUGAAUUCGUGUUUCUAAUCUUUUGUCGGUGUCAGUUACAGUACAAACAGUGGGAGAGUGAAAGUUUAAAAACUGAUCAGGAAGACAAGGAGCAACAGUAUUAAUGAACGAAAACAAAUUUCAGGCAGUGGAAUUCCGAGUUAUAGUAUUUAUUUAUCACUGUCAUCGUACAGCCCUUUCAGUAAUAUCCACGAUUCAGUCGUCGCACUUUUUUGUUUGUUUUAUAAUUUCAAUUAUAAAGCUAUACAUUCAAUUUAGUUUCAUAAUCUACUUACACACUUAAGAUCGAAGUUUAUGUUGGUUGGUAAUAGUUUUCUUUUUUUUUUUUUUUUUAUUACUUUACCGCUAGUAAUGGUUAGUCAUUUGCUUAGUGAAAUGCGUCACUGAAAUUUUACUUUACCGAGGUAUGAAAUUGGAGCAGUAUCUCUUGGCCAAGCACGUGUUAUAAAUGCAAAAAGACAUAAUAAAGUCGGUGUUAGUUUGUUAGCACUCGAAUAUAC